Molecule: messenger RNA, 1902 nt
Organism: Colletotrichum graminicola M1.001
Lineage: Eukaryota; Fungi; Ascomycota; Sordariomycetes; Glomerellales; Glomerellaceae
Exons: 1
Coding region: 1-1902 (633 amino acids)
Source: RefSeq, a predicted model, not a curated record
AUGGCCGCCCAACUCUCCAACGGGGCGCCCGCCUGGCGUGGUCUCCCGAUAGCAGAGCUCCCCAAGACGUGGACUUACACUUCCUCCCUCCCGCCCGACUCCCUCUUCCCGACCCCGGCCGACUCCCACAAGACCCCGCGCGACCAGAUCGCCCCGCGCGGCGUCCGCAACGCCGCCUUCACAUGGGUUCGGCCCGAAACCGCUGAGGACCCCGAACUCCUCGCCGUCAGCCCAGCCGCAAUGCGCGACAUCGGUAUCAAGGAAGGCGACGAAGAGACGGAGGAGUUCCGCCAGACCGUCGCGGGGAACAGGCUACACGGAUGGGACGAGGAGAAGCUUGAGGGCGGGUACCCGUGGGCGCAGUGCUACGGCGGGUUCCAGUUCGGCCAGUGGGCCGGCCAGCUCGGCGAUGGCCGCGCCAUCUCCCUGUUCGAGACGACGAACCCCGAGUCCAAAGUGCGGUACGAGCUGCAGCUGAAGGGCGCCGGCAUCACGCCGUACUCGCGGUUCGCGGACGGCAAGGCGGUGCUGCGGUCGAGCAUCCGCGAGUUCGUGGUAUCCGAGGCGCUUCAUGCCCUUGGCAUCCCCAGCACGCGCGCUUUAGCCCUGACACUUCUCCCAAAGUCCAAGGUCAGGCGCGAGACUGUCGAGCCCGGUGCCAUUGUGUUGCGCUUUGCCCAGUCGUGGAUCCGCCUCGGAAACUUCGACCUCCCCCGCGCGAGGGGCGACCGCGCCAUGAUCCGUACCCUAGCGACGUACGUGGCCGAAGACGUCUUUGGCGGUUGGGAGACCCUCCCCGCCCGCCUUGCGAGCCCAGACAAGCCGGCCGAGUGCCUCGAGCCCGCCCGCGGCGUGCCUGCGACGGAAGUCCAGGGCCCCGAGGACUCGAGCGAGAACCGCUUCACUCGGCUCUUCCGCGAGGUUGCCCGCCGCAACGCCCUGACGGUCGCCAAGUGGCAGGCCUACGGCUUCAUGAACGGCGUGCUCAACACGGACAACACCUCCGUCGCGGGCCUGAGCAUCGACUUCGGCCCCUUCGCCUUCAUGGACAACUUCGACCCGGCCUACACCCCGAACCACGACGACCACCUCCUGCGGUACAGCUACCGCAACCAGCCGACCAUCAUCUGGUGGAACCUAGUACGCUUCGGUGAGGCGCUGGGCGAGCUGAUCGGCGCCGGUGCCGGCGUGGAUGAGGACGCCUUCGUCAACAACGGCGUCGAGGAAAGCCAGGCCGAGGCUCUCGUGGCCCGGGCGGAGAAGCUCAUCAUGCAGGUCGGUGAGGAAUACAAGGCGCUCUUCAUGGCCGAGUACAAGCGCCUCAUGGCGCAGCGCCUGGGGCUCAAGACCUUCAAGGAGAGCGACUUUGACGAGCUGUUCAGCAAUCUGCUGGACACGAUGGAGUCGCACGAGCUCGACUUCAACCACUUCUUCCGGCGCCUCAGCUCAGUCAAGCUCUCUGACAUCGCGGACGAGGACGCCUGCCGCAAGACGGCUGCGCGCUUCUUCCACGCCGAGGAUGGCGUCGCGGGCGGCGAAGCCAAAGGCCGUGCGGACGUUGGCGCGUGGCUGGGCAAGUGGCGCGCACGCGUCGUCGAGGACUGGGGCGAGGACGACGCCUCACGGGGCGACGCUGAGAGGGAGAAGGCGAUGAAGGCCGUCAACCCCAACUUCGUGCCGCGCGGGUGGGUGCUCGACGAGAUCAUCAAGCGGGUGGAGAAGGACGGCGAGAGGGACGUGUUGCGGCGGGUCAUGCAUAUGGCGCUGCACCCCUUUGAGGACAGCUGGGACGGCAAGGAAAUCGAGGGGCGGCAGUACAAGGGUGACAAGGCGGAGGAGGAGAGGUGGGUUGGGGAUGUGCCCAAGAUGAAGAGAGCUAUCCAGUGCAGCUGCAGCUCAUAG